Molecule: messenger RNA, 1505 nt
Organism: Caenorhabditis angaria
Lineage: Eukaryota; Metazoa; Nematoda; Chromadorea; Rhabditida; Rhabditidae
Source: the annotation of a GenBank genome assembly
AUGGUGUUAUUUGUAUCUUGUCCAACUUCUUCCCUGGUGUCUUCAACAAACACAACAACAACGUGUAAUAAUGAUUUUAACGAUGAUGAACGAGGAUCGUUUCAUCGGAAGUCCGAGCCGAUUUCGGUUAGGUUAGUUGAUCGAAAACCUUUAAAAAAAAUUCGAGGCAACUAAAUUCCAAAAUUUCAGUCGAAACCGGUGUUGCGACGAUGUGAACUACAACGCGCAUCCGCUGGAGCGACUCGCAUCUCCGCUCGCCACGUCAGCCGAGUCUGUCGACUCCAUCAAGUCGAGUUGUUCGUCGCGAUCAUCAGCUGAACGCGAGCAUGAACGCGCUCAACGUCGUCAAUUGCUCGAUGUUGGGUUGGGCAAAUUGCGUGCGCAAUCUAACAUGCCGAUGCGCAAGCAUUUGCUCGUCUUCAACACUGUCAAGGCGCUUCAGGUGAGACAACAUUUUCUUUCUAGGAAUUUAUUUUGAGACCAACCGUAUUGUUUACAGCGUGAUCUGGACAUGUUGGACGAUGAAGAUCUGUAUUGCUCUCUGUUGGGUAUGUCGAACGAGACAACGGGUAACAACAACAACAAUAAUUUCUCCAAUCAAAUGAUUGGUGGUGCGAUGGCGGAUGACAUGGAAAUUGACGAGUUCAAUUGGCUUCCGAAACGUGUCGUCAGCACUCCGAUUGGCGCACCUCUGAAGCGAGAGGAGCACCGAUCGAAUCAACACGACACCGCUGUCGCUACUCAAAUCAACAACUCGGUGUCGAACUCCAUCAUCUCAACAUCAUUGAGUGGUGAGUUUUCUCUAAAUUAUAGUUGAAAAUUUUCUUGAAACACAAUGGUCCAAAAAAAUAUGCUUUGGGUUAUGGCAAAAUCUAUUUUCAAGUGUUUUUUUAUAUUUAGAAAUUUGAAUCACUAUAUUUUCUGACUAUAAUUUUCAAAUCUAGAUCAUAUCAAUUCAGGUUUUACCUGUUCAAUUUAUUUUAAUCUACAAAAAAUUCAUUCAAAAUUCAAUUGAGCCUAUAUUUCCUAUGAAUACGACCCGUCAAUUCAGCCCACAUCACUUUUAUUUUUUUUACAAUUAAUGACGUCAAUAACCACUAAAAAGGAGAAAAAUAAUUGUGUUUUUUUCUCCUUUUUGCGUUGUGUGGGUGGCCUCUAGUUCUCUUUCUAUGUUUUAUCCCUCGCCGCCCAAUUAAUCCAUGGUUUUUCUCUUUGCAGACGACGACGAAUUCGAAUUGGAGAUGGAAACUGAGACGGCGACCUGGUCGUGGACAAGUCAAUCAUCGAUUUUCGAAUCGAUUCACAACAAAAUCGACAAAGAUGAAUCGAUGUUCAGCUGGUCGUCCCCGCUGUUGAGCUCUGCGAGCUCCGGCGCCGAAUUCGGUUGGAACGACUCCUCGCCAGCCUCGCCACCAUCAUUCAAUUUGUGGGGCUCGGAUCCGUUCGGUGUUGCUCGUUUCGAUUUUCAACACUUGUUCCCAUCUCAAUUACUCCUCCAAGCAUAA